AUGGGGUUUAACAUUUGGGCUAGAACCAACUGUGCAGGCUUAAGAGGCCGGAAACUCAGAGUGAUGAUUACCAUCAUCGCUGUCACUGGUUUCUCAUUAUUCGGAUAUGAUCAAGGAUUAAUGUCUGGUAUUAUUACCGCACCUCAAUUCAACAGAGACUUCCCAGCUACUUUGUCUAAGGGCGAGGGCGACCGUCAUGCUACCGUCGUGCAGGGUGCUGUCACCUCGUGUUACGAAUUGGGUUGUUUCUUCGGUGCUAUUUUCGUUUUGGCCAGAGGUGACCGUUUUGGUAGAAAGCCAAUGGUCGUCUUGGGGUCGCUCACUAUUAUUAUCGGUACUGUUAUCUCGGUUGCAGCUUUCAGAGAUCACUGGGGCUUGGGUCAAUUCGUCAUUGGUAGAGUCAUUACCGGUAUUGGUAAUGGUUUCAACACCGCUACCAUCCCAGUGUGGCAAUCAGAAAUGUCCAGAGCUGAAAACAGAGGUAAGUUGGUCAACUUGGAAGGUUCCGUUGUUGCCAUCGGUACCUUCAUUGCCUACUGGUUGGAUUUCGGUUUGUCGUACGUCGACAACUCCGUUUCCUGGAGAUUACCAGUUGCCGUGCAAAUCGUUUUCGCAUUAGUUUUGUUCAUUGGUAUCAUUCAAUUGCCCGAGUCUCCAAGAUGGUUGGUGGCCCAUGACAGAAAGCCAGAAGCCAUGGAGAUCUUGAGUCACUUGAACGACUGUGACGUGAACGACGACAUUGUUUAUGCCGAAGUCACUGUGAUUUCCGAUGCUAUUGCCUCCUUCAAGAGAGCUCAACUUGGUUUUAAGGACUUGUUCUCUGGAGGUAAGUCGCAACAUUUCCAAAGAAUGCUUAUUGGUUCAUCCGCUCAAUUCUUCCAACAAUUCACUGGUUGUAAUGCUGCUAUUUACUACUCCACCGUGUUGUUCGAAAACACCAUUGGUUUGGAGAGAAGAUUGUCUUUGAUUUUGGGUGGUGUUUUCGCAACCAUUUACGCACUUUCCACUAUUCCAUCGUUCUUCUUGAUUGACACUUUGGGUAGAAGAAACUUGUUCUUGAUUGGUGCCACUGGUCAAGCACUCUCCUUCACUAUCACCUUUGCUUGUUUGAUUGAUGACACCACACAAAACGCCAAGGGUGCUGCCGUUGGUAUUUUCUUGUUUAUCGUCUUUUUUGCAUUCACCAUUUUGCCAUUGCCAUGGAUUUACCCACCUGAAAUCAACCCAAUGAGAACUAGAACCGUCGCUUCAGCCAUCUCCACUUGUACCAACUGGAUCACUAACUUCGGUGUUGUCAUGUUCACUCCAAUUUUCAUUGACUCUUCUAAGUGGGGUUGUUAUUUGUUCUUUGCCUUGAUGAACUACGCUUUCAUUCCAAUCAUUUUCUUCUUCUAUCCAGAAACUGCUGGUAGAUCCUUGGAAGAAAUUGAUAUCAUUUUUGCCAAGGCUCAUGUCGAUGGCAGACAACCUUGGAGAGUUGCUGCUACUUUGCCAAAGUUAUCCUUGAAGGAAAUCGAAAGUCAAGGUAACCAGUUAGGUAUCUACGAUGGAGAUUUUGAGAAGGACAAGAUGGAGAACAAGGAGGUUACUUCUGAAUUUUCCGAUAAACACGAAGGAUCUGAUUCACCUAACGAAGGCGAAGCACCUUUCGAGGAAAGACCAACUCAAGUUUAA
Molecule: messenger RNA, 1674 nt
Organism: Suhomyces tanzawaensis NRRL Y-17324
Lineage: Eukaryota; Fungi; Ascomycota; Pichiomycetes; Serinales; Debaryomycetaceae
Product: sugar porter family MFS transporter
Exons: 1
Coding region: 1-1674 (557 amino acids)
Biological process (GO): carbohydrate transport; transmembrane transport
Cellular component (GO): membrane
Molecular function (GO): carbohydrate:proton symporter activity
Source: RefSeq, a predicted model, not a curated record